UGAGGAUUUCCUCGCAUCAAUCCUAUUUCCUGUCUUUGAAUAUAUAUUUCCUACACAUCUCAAUUGAAGCUCCUGUCUAAGUACACUUCUCGCCACCAUGUCUCUUGCAACCCUUGACGUUACACAGCACCCCUACCUCCCGUCCGCAUCGGAGACUCUCUUCCACGCAAAAGCCACCAAAAAAUUGAGUUUUGAGCAAAUUGCCCAACACAUUGGCCGCAAUGAAGUGGCCGCGGCCGCCAUCUUCUACGGCCAGGCCAAGGCCUCCCCCGAAGAUAUUGAGAAGCUCGCGUCGCUCCUUGACAUUCCUCACGACCUGCUCGAAGAAAAGCUCAGUGGUUUCCCCGACCGUGGUCGCACCGUCGAGAUGCCUCCCAAGGAGCCGCUGAUCUACCGGUUGUACGAGAUCGUACAGAACUAUGGGUAUGCGUACAAGGCGGUGCUGAAUGAAAAGUUCGGAGAUGGUAUCAUGAGCGCUAUCUCGUUCUCGACGAAGGUGGAGAAGGAGACAGAUCAGGAUGGAAACAACUGGGCUGUGAUCACUCUGCGUGGAAAGUGGUUGCCGUUCUCGAGGUUCUAAGCAGAUAAGUCGCUAGAUUAAGGUAGGAUGAGUGGGUAAAUAGCUUUUUGUAAAUCAUGUUAAUUAAACCUUCUUCGGUGGCAUCCC
Aspergillus sclerotioniger CBS 115572 is the source of this 667-nucleotide messenger RNA. It is a transcript of the gene cyn1, whose product is annotated as putative cyanate hydratase. The coding region runs from base 98 to 580 and encodes 160 amino acids. The record is from RefSeq and is a predicted model, not a curated record. NCBI's taxonomy places the organism in Eukaryota, Fungi, Ascomycota, Eurotiomycetes, Eurotiales, Aspergillaceae. Gene Ontology annotation, molecular function: DNA binding; cyanate hydratase activity. The transcript is spliced from 3 exons.